AUGGCUGACAUGGGAGGCCUAACUAGGCGCACGGUAGAUCUGGAUUUCUAUCUACACCGUGUUUUCCGCAAGAAAUCCUUCCGGCCGCUACAACGAGAAGUCAUAAAUGCGGUUGUGGAAGGGCACGAUGUGUUCCUUCAAGCGUCGACGUCCUUCGGUAAAAGUCUUUGUUUUCAACUGCCCGCAGUCAUUAGUACUGGAUUGACGGUAGUGAUUUGUCCCCUCCUUGCGCUCAUGAUGGAUCAAGUCAAUGCUCUCCAAGCAAUUGGCGUCCCGGUCUCCACCAUCAACUCCAAUACCCCGAUGGCAGAGCGGCGUCUGAUUAUGGAUGAUAUGUUGUCCGGUCAUCCCCGCACACGUCUCCUCUAUGUUACCCCAGAACUCUGCCAAACGGACAGUUUUCGCCGCAAUCUACAGACAGUUCAUCGGCAAGGGCAAUUAACCCGUGUUGCAAUCGAUGAAGCCCAUUGCAUCAGCGAAUGGGGCCAUGACUUUCGGCCGGCAUACCAGGAACUAGGAUGGUUCAAAAAAAACCUGGUCGAUCCACCUGUUCCUAUAACCGCUCUCACAGCCACAGCCACGCCCCGAGUACGCUCGGAUAUCAUCAACAUGCUGGGUCUCGACACCACCCAGCUAAGACUGUUCAAUACCCCCUCCGCCCGCCCUAAUAUUCAUUACGAGGUGCGCUACCUACAGUAUAGUUGCGACACCGAUGACCCCGGAGAUCUCCAAAUUGAUAAUUUCAUGAAGUGGCUAAAAGCCAUCAAAUCCCGACGAGAAGCCCGAAUUGGCACCGAAGCAGCCGCGCAGCUUCCCCCAAUGUCGGGUAUAGUCUACGUUGGGCUACGGGCAGCUGCAGAGGAAGUAGCCUACAAACUCUCCACGAUCAGCAGUGUCUCUGCAGUAGCCUAUCACGCAGGGCUCGCACCCCAAGACCGAACACGCAUCCAAGCAAUGUGGACUUCACCACAACCCGUCACCCACAACGACGGAAAACCAGCACCAACAUUCUCCAUAAUCGUCGCAACAAACGCCUUCGGCAUGGGAAUAGACAACCCCCAUGUCCGCUUCGUCGUGCACUGGACACCACCCCGCAGCUUCGAAGGAUUCGUACAAGAAUCAGGCCGAGCAGGUCGCGACAGCCGCGCAGCCGCCUCACUCGUCUAUUACAACUACGAAGAAAGAGACCGGAUUUACGACCGUCUCAGUCGCGACACUGAGAACGUGCGCAAUCGCGGCGUGCAAAAGCAAUACGUUGAUGGGUUGCUCAGAAAUCAAGCAGCUCGAGUGGAAAGUUUCCAGAAGGUUAUUCGGUACUGUGAAACGGUAACUCAGUGCCGGCAUGAUCUCAUUAAGGACCUCUUCGGAGACUUUGAGCUGGAAGAGAUGGGCUCGCAGCAGCCGCCUUCUUCGCAGGCUCAGGCGAGAGAUGGUGGGCAUGCGCCGGCGUCGACGCCGUGUGAUUUUGCUUGCGAUUUUUGUAAGGAAGGACAUGGGGGUUUGGUGAAACGGAAGGCGAAGAUGGGUCUUGAUAUACCCGCGGGCUAUGAAUCGUUCUAG
Penicillium cinerascens is the source of this 1560-nucleotide messenger RNA. RefSeq names its product putative RecQ family helicase RecQ. Gene Ontology annotation, biological process: double-strand break repair via homologous recombination. The transcript is spliced from 4 exons. The coding region runs from base 1 to 1560 and encodes 519 amino acids. Gene Ontology annotation, molecular function: 3'-5' DNA helicase activity; nucleic acid binding; ATP binding. Gene Ontology annotation, cellular component: chromosome; cytoplasm. NCBI's taxonomy places the organism in Eukaryota, Fungi, Ascomycota, Eurotiomycetes, Eurotiales, Aspergillaceae. The record is from RefSeq and is a predicted model, not a curated record.